UAAAGCCACUAAUAUAAGAAAAAUCGAGAUGAAAUUUAUCGGAAAGGCAAAAACAUUUUGGGUGGCAGGUCUUGGAAGUGAACAACAAGCAUAUACCGAAAAACGCGAAACUAUAAACCAUCAAAUACAUUUUUUAUCUUCUCCAGCGGUUGAAGAUUCUUCUCAGCAUGGUAAAUUUGAAUUCAAGAACCUAACAAAAUUCAAAGACCGGUCGGCCACAAACACAUUUUCUGCUGGCUCACACGUAUAUCCAUUCGAAAUAUUCAUUCCCGGCGAUCUUCCAGAAACCGUGAAAGCCGAACAUGGGAGCGUAAAAUAUAAAUUGAUAGCAGAAGUAUCACGAUCCAUGCUGAGAUCAAAACUCGUAAAAAAAUGUGACAUAAAAGUCAUUAGGAUUUCACCCGAUUACGAAGUUUCCGAGGGAAUAGCUCUAUCGAAAGAUUAUGAUUCAACUUUUAAUUACGAAGUCUCAAUUCCUCAGAGUGCUUAUCCUCUCGGACAAACAAUUCCAAUUGAAGUCAAGAUAAUUCCUCUCGUCAAAAACCUAAAAGUUCAUGGUAUGUUGGUCGAAUUAUUGGAAGAAUCCAUUUACACUGCAAAUGGAUUACAAGCCGGAGUUACCAAAGUAGUAUCGACACUCAAUGUUGACAAUUUAAAUCACUCACAAGACCAAGAUGAUGAUGAUAUGGUAAACAUAAGUUAUCAUGAAAAUUUAAGUUUUUCAGUGCCGAACGAAAUCAAUUGUUCCAUGAAUACUCCAUUGAUCAAUAUAAGUCACGUAUUGAAAUUUUGUUUCAUCGUGACUUUACCUCACAAUUCCGGUCAAGAUUCGAGAACAAGGUUAUUUGUGAGAUGUCCUAUUACAAUAGUUUCCUGUACGGAAGUUGGACGAUUUUUUGAUUUGCCCAAUUACGAAGAAAAAUAUUGUUCUUGUGGCCCCGAAUAUCAAAGGGUGGCCAGAUUAGUCUUGGGAGAAACUGCGACUGAAGGUUACGACUGUAGCGGUAGGGCUGGAAAUAUAGAAUCAGGAACAACAGUCACG
Acaulospora morrowiae is the source of this 1042-nucleotide messenger RNA. The record is from the annotation of a GenBank genome assembly. Lineage: Eukaryota; Fungi; Glomeromycota; Glomeromycetes; Diversisporales; Acaulosporaceae.